Molecule: messenger RNA, 354 nt
Organism: Schistocerca americana (American grasshopper)
Lineage: Eukaryota; Metazoa; Arthropoda; Insecta; Orthoptera; Acrididae
Source: the annotation of a RefSeq genome assembly
AUUCUAAUCUUAUCUACAAGAAUUUUUAUUAGAUUUAUUAUUCCAAUAAUUGUUAUAAUCCUUGCAACAACAUUAUCAAAAAAAUUAAUUAAUGACCGAGAAAAAAGAUCACCAUUCGAGUGUGGAUUUGACCCAAAAAGAUCAGCACGAAUACCAUUCUCACUUCGAUUCUUCUUAAUUGCAGUAAUUUUCUUAAUUUUUGAUGUAGAAAUCGCAUUAAUCCUUCCAAUUGUAAUUAUUUUUAAAACUUCAGACAUUAUAAUCUGAACAGUAUCAACAAUAUUUUUUAUUAUAGUAUUAUUAGGCGGACUAUACCAUGAAUGAAAUCAAGGAGCCUUACAAUGAGCAGAAUAA